Messenger RNA from Ananas comosus (pineapple), 411 nucleotides. RefSeq names its product serine-aspartate repeat-containing protein I-like. The record is from RefSeq and is a predicted model, not a curated record. The transcript has a single exon. The coding region runs from base 1 to 411 and encodes 136 amino acids. NCBI's taxonomy places the organism in Eukaryota, Viridiplantae, Streptophyta, Magnoliopsida, Poales, Bromeliaceae.
AUGACGAUAAUGACGUUGGCACCGCCUUCGAUGCCGUUGCCAUCGCUGACGUUGCCGCCACCAACUCCGACACCGCCGCUGCUAUCGCCUCCGACACCGACACUGGCCGUUGACGACGCCGACGCUGACACAGAUGUCAUCGCUGAUGCUGUCGACGAUGAUGAUGCCGAUGCCACCGCUACCGACUCUACUCCCUUUGACGGCGAUAAUGACAAUGAUGCCGAUGUCGCCGCCGUUGAUGACGAUGAUGCCGGCACUAGUGACUAUGGUGAUGCUGUCGACGAUGAUGACGUCGAUGCCGCCACUGCUGACAACGAUGACAAUGCGACUCCUGCUAAUAGCCAUGGCGACAGGAGGAAUAGUAGUAGGAGGAUGGGGAUGCGAGCGGCUGUUGGUGGAAAUGGGGCCUGA